UUACAAUGCUCGAUUAUUAUUUGUUAUGAUGUGUACACAUGCGUGAUUUUUUAUUUAUUCGAUAUUAGUACAUACGUCGUGCUCGGUCCUGAUGAGAUUAAUCGUUAUUUUAACGUUUUAUGUUGAUAAAUUCUUUCAGAGUUGUCAUAGCGACAGAUGUUUUAGACUGAGUCUGUCGAAAUUGUAUUAUUGCCAUACGUUGUCCGAUGGCUCUAAGUCACACGAACAUGCUGAUUAAAAAUAGUAUGAUCGCCGGCCGUCUUUUACUACGUGCCUUUUCGCCUCCUCGCGUCUCUCGUCUCGGUUUGCGAUACGUUCUGACGAAAUCCGCGACGAAUCUGCUCAAGAAAGAUCUCGAGAACUGCACGAAGUCAAGAAUACGUCCAUUGUGUGGACAGCCUCACUUCUGGCGGUUUCAUGAGACGUUAGCGGUACCUAUGUCGCUUUUCUGCCAUAAUCGCGCGCGACUUGUCUCACGUCUUCAAGCGAAGGGCGAAGUUACAGCCGCAGGCACUUUUGUCGUCCUUCAAGGUGGUGUGGAUGUUCCUUUCAACGACACGGACACAAACUGGCCCUUCAGACAGGAGUCGUUCUUCCAAUGGUGUUUCGGGGUGGAGGAGCCAGGAUGUUACGGUGCUCUUGACGUGGGCACGGGUGCGUCGAUCCUCUUCGUACCGAGGUUACCGCCCGAAUACGCGAUUUGGGAGGGCAAGCUGCAUACCCUGGACGACUUCAAGGAGCGAUACAGUGUGAACGAAGCCCACUACACCGACGAGAUCGCGCGCGUGCUGAAGGAGAAGCGAGCGCGCCUUUUGCUCACGCUGAACGGCAGAAACAGCGAUAGCGGAUUGCUGUCACGCGAGGCGAUCUUCGACGGCAUCAGCGAGUUCAAGGUGGACAAUAGCAUCUUGUAUCCGGAAAUAUGCGAGUGCCGGGUGAUAAAGUCUCGCGAGGAGAUCGAGGUGCUGCGGUACGUGUGCAUGAUAAGCUCGGAGGCGCACAAGGCCGUGAUGCGCUCGGUGCGACCCGAGAUGGCGGAGUACAAGGCGGAAGCCUGCUUCCAGAACUACGUAUACAACAUGGGAGGAUGCAGGCACGUGUCCUAUACGUGCAUCUGCGGGUCCGGGCAUAAUUCCUCCAUAUUGCACUACGGUCACGCCGGUGCUCCGAAUGACAAGGUCAUAAUGGAUGGAGACAUGUGUCUCUUUGACAUGGGCGGUAACUAUUGCGGAUACGCGGCCGAUAUCACGUGCAGCUUUCCGGCGAACGGCAAAUUCACUGAGGAUCAGAAGUUUAUCUACAACGCGGUGCUGAAGGCGCGGGACGCGGUACUCGCGGCUGCAAAGCCGGGAGUCACCUGGACGGACAUGCACCUGCUGGCAAACCGGGUCAUGUUGACGUCAUUGAAGGAAGGUGGACUGUUGGUGGGCGAUGUCGAGGGCAUGAUAAGAGCAGGCUUGAACGAGGUAUUCCAGCCUCACGGACUGGGCCAUUUGCUGGGAUUGGACGUGCAUGACGUCGGCGGGUACUUGCCAGGUCAUCCUGAACGCUCGAAAGAGGCGGGGUUGAGGAAGCUGAGGACCGCGCGAACUUUGCUCGCCGGAAUGGCGCUCACGGUGGAACCGGGCUGUUACUUUAUCGAUUGCUUAUUGGACGCAGCGCUGGUCAGUCCUAAGCAGUCGAAAUUCAUCGUGCGCGAACAGUUGCAGAGGUUCCGCGGCUUUGGCGGCGUCAGGAUUGAAGACGAUGUUCUCAUAACGGAGGACGGAGUUGAAAAUCUGACGAACGUUCCACGCACGGUCGAGGAAAUAGAGAAGUUUAUGGCGGGAGCAAAGAAUGCAAAAGUAAAUUGAAUUACAUAUUCACUUAUUAAUAUUAACGUAUACAUAUUAAUACGUGAUAAACUUUAUGAUCAAAGGCUGCACAAGUUCAAUUGUGAUAUUAAGUACUACAUAUAUAUAUUCAUACUAUUUCUUACUAAAAAGAUAAAAAAGUAAACAUAUAUUUCUACUGAUUGCUACUUGUAUAUAAAUAUAUCGAAUAAAAUAAAACAUGAAGAAA
Messenger RNA from Ooceraea biroi (clonal raider ant), 2061 nucleotides. RefSeq names its product dipeptidase C (gene Dip-C). Lineage: Eukaryota; Metazoa; Arthropoda; Insecta; Hymenoptera; Formicidae. The record is from RefSeq and is a predicted model, not a curated record. Gene Ontology annotation, molecular function: metalloaminopeptidase activity; manganese ion binding.